Cryptosporidium muris RN66 is the source of this 3930-nucleotide messenger RNA. RefSeq lists its product as uncharacterized. Lineage: Eukaryota; Apicomplexa; Conoidasida; Eucoccidiorida; Cryptosporidiidae. The record is from RefSeq and is a predicted model, not a curated record. The coding region runs from base 1 to 3930 and encodes 1309 amino acids. The transcript has a single exon.
AUGGCCCUUAUAAAAGGUGUCACUUGGAAAUUUUGCAUAUAUUUUUUAUUAAGUAUAAUAUGGAGGAAUGCAUUAGCAGCUGAUAUAGCUAGCCUAAAAGAAAGUUUUUUUGGUUAUGAGUACAACGAAAAUGAUUUUAAUCCGAUGUUUGUAGAGGAGUUUAACCAAAUAGGUAUAUCUUGCAAAGAAAGUACAUGUUCUCAAACACUAAUUCGUCUAAGAGCUGGUCAAUGGUUUGCCUUACGCCAACAAUUAGAGUAUGAUUCUAUGGAAUCAGGUUUGAAACGAGUGGUAGGAUCUUUACCAAUUAAUCCAUUUGCAGGUACUAUUUUUAGUCCAGCUAUUAAAGAGAUAGAAUUGGCAGAUAAAUACUGUGAGGCUCUAAUGGAAAUGAGCAAAAGGGGAUUGGCUACAAAAUUUGGUAUAAAAAUAGCAAAAGAUCCGAAUAUACGCCAUAAAUUUUGCAGUGAUGCAGCUGAACUAUAUUUUAAUGGUUUACAGCCAAGAUUAAGUACGGCUACUCAAAAAGAACUAGAAGCUGAAGAGUUGGGUGAAAUAGAAUAUAUAAAUGAUGAUGGGGAUAAUAAAGUUGUGCCUUUAGUGUUUAAAGCAGGUCUUCCUCUAAAUAGUGGUGGAUUAACAACUCAAAAUAUAAUGACUUCAUCACAAGAGGCAGAGUAUAUUGCAAAGCAAACUUUAAUUCGUAAUUUUGUACAUAUUGUGAAAUUUUUAGACUUGGAAGCUAUUAGAGAAGAUCCACUGAUACUUCGAGAGUAUUUCCCAGGUUCUAUACUACAAUUAAGGAAUGCUCUGGAUAGUGAUGAUCCCGAAGUUGUAGCACUUAGACUACUUAAGCUUGGAAGCUCUUCAAGUAUAUUGGAAAACUUCAUUCAAAAUCAUAGAGGACGUCCUGAUAAGCUUCUAAUGCAACCUCCAGAGCGAAAGAAUAUUAUUAGAACAGAUGAAGCUAGGAUAAAAAGUGAAUGGGAAACCUUAAUUUCAAAUGCAGACCUAUCGAAGUUUACAGGAGAAUUUUUACAGAAAACUGCAGAAAAGUAUGUUGCACUAACUCCAAUGAUUUUAAAUAAUAUUAGAAAGUUAUCAUCAUAUUUUCAAAGAGAAUUAAUUGAAGGAAGAGGCCGUUAUAUUCAUGCAAUUAGUGAAAAUUUAGGAAACCUUCCUGCAAUUUUACAAGAAGAAAUUCGUGUAGCCCUAGAACUAUCAAUAAAAGGUGAAUUCUCGAGAGUUCAUAGUUUGGAAAAACUAAAAAUAAUGAUUAAGAGUUUACCUCCAGCAGCUUACGUAUAUGCUCAUUUUCAAGAGGGUAAUAUUCAAGAUCUUUUCUCGAAAACAUCUCUCAGUAAAAGUGAUGUUGCAUAUUUUUCUAGGGUAUUGUCUAAGGUCAUUUUGAAUCUUCUAAAUAAAAUUUCCAGUGGUGUAAUUAGUGAUGAUCAAGCUGAUUCAUUAAUUAUAUGUUCGGAACCUAUCAUUUCACUACAAACAGUAGUUGAAGUAGUUGAGAACUUACAAUGUGAUGCAAUGAAUAUAUUUAUAGAUUAUGUAGAAAAGGUUGUUCCUAAUUUUGUAAACAAGAAUCAGUUUCCAGAAGCAACUAGCCAUCAGAAACAGGAAAUUGAAACUCUCUUAUUGUCUCCUAUGUCAUCUGAAAUUGCCAAACAGCUAUUUCGAGAGGAAACAUUACGUCCAUUUUUAUUGGAUGCAAUUCCUAAUGAUAAUGGUCUAUUAGAUAUUUUUCUUAGAAAUUUGUAUGUUUUGACAGCUGAAACUGGUGAUACAUUAUAUAAUUUCUUAAUAAAAGAGAUAGAAAGCAAAGAUCAAUCAAGUAAUACUAAAGAUAGGAGGUUAUAUAUAGAAGAUAACACUCGUUUUAAAUCCCCAAUUUGGAUUUCAUCUGUUAGGAAUUUGCUAACAAAAUAUUUAUACCCAUAUGAGUUGGCUAGUCGGCGAUUCUUACAGUAUUUGAAAGAAUGUAAGUUAGGCUUAAAAUCUGUACUAAAUAUAUCACUUGAAGAAAUAAUGAAAGUUGCUUCUACUACAACAUUACCAUAUUUACAAAAGCUUAUGGAUAAUUGUGAAGAUAGAAAAUUGACGGAUUCUGCACUUAAUCAAAUAUUUCUUGGUAAUCAAGGAAAUAUGUUAAUCAGACCUAAUAAGAAGAAUUACUUGAUUAAGCAUAUUUUUCAGAAAGAUGCGGAGACUGUAUUUGAGAUCCUUAGAUCUGAGAAAUCUUAUGAGAUUUUAUAUGGUUUGGUAAAAUUCCUCGAGAGUAUCCAGAAGCAAGAAAGGGUCAAGCCAGAAUUUGAAUUAGAUGGAGCAUACUGGAGCCAAGAAAAGAAUGAGUGGAUAAAUCUUGAUAAAAAAAGUAAUUCAGAUGUUACUAUCAAAAUUGAACCUACAAAAGUUACAGAUCUACCUUUAGGUAGAGAGCAGGAAUGGGAACGAAUUGCAGCAUUUAGUAAAUGGUCUGAAUUUGUGAAAAAUUUACCAGCUGAUUCUAUUCCAAACGGCUUUAGAUUUUCAUUUGGACUAUAUUCAAAAUUCAUUCGAUACUGUCAACGUGGUAUUAGGGAAAUAGCCUAUAGACUCAUUGUUAGAAGUAUUUCUAUAACAGAGCCAGCAGGGAAAUAUUGGGAAUAUUUACCCCAAAACAUUCACUCAGUAAUAAUAAAGGCAGAAAAUUCUAAAGAGAGAGAAGAGAAUGUCCUAUCAUUUUGUACAUCAGUUUAUACCCUUAUUUAUGGUGAAAAGGGUAUUCCUGAACAGUUCCGAAAAACAGGACCUAAGUCUCAAGGUUUGGAAUCAGAUAAAUAUGAAAUGGAGCGAGAUGUUAUGAUCCCUCAAGAUUUAGCUAAGCAACAAGUUUAUCGACUAGAUAAUGUCAAUGAACAAUGGGCAUUUAUUGCAAAAGAAGCUAAGAAACCUGGUGUUUUUUAUGCUCCUACCCUACCUUCUGAUAGUUCACUCUUAGGUGAUGUCUGGAGAAAUAUAUAUAUGAAACAACAAUUAGUUACAAGUACAGAAAAAACUGUAGAAUCUAAAAUAACAGUUUUAACUGAGAUGUGUAUACAGGCUAUAAAUGAUCUUAAGAGAAAAAAGAAUUAUUAUGGUGAUCCUUUAUAUAAGAUGACAUAUGAUAGUCAAGAUUCAAUAGAAAUAUUUUGUAGUGAUAUUGCAGGACGAUGGUUUAAAGACUGGCCAACUCAUAUUUCAUUAGAUAUGCUCAUGAAUUCUUCAGGAGUUUCAAAAGAUAAUGUAAAGAAAAAGUUUAUCUUUGACCGUCAAUAUUUGAAGAAAUUUCAAAAAUCUGAUUUAGCAUUAAGACCUGGAUUUUUAGAUGAAAAAAAGGUUAGGCCAUUAUCCCCUAUUACAAAGGAAAUGCUUGAAGUAUAUGAAAAAAAUUCUGGUUCUGAAAUAAGUACUCAAUCUAAAAUUCCAGAAGAGCUUGUAGAUGACAUAAAUUCAAAAGGUGUUUUAGUAAAGUCAAUAUCAUCUGUUAUUUCUGAUAGAAUCAAAUUACCUACAAAUAGCCCAAUUAUCCAAUCAAAAGAACUACAAAAGCUUGAUUUUAAGGGGCCUAAAUUCAAUUUAAGUUAUUUAGAUUCAAAAAAAAAAAAAGUACCUUUAGGUGCAGCAGAAACUAUGCUGGAUAUAUUACAAGAUUCUCAAUCUAAAUCCUCCUCUUUAGAGCUUCUGAGCCAAAAUACUAAUAAAUAUAGUAAACAAAGCCAUAUAAAAUUACCAGAGUCUCCUCUAGAACUAUCUAGUUCUCCUUUAGAACUAUCUGGGUCUCCUCCACUUAUAGACCUAAACAAUAUCCCAUCUGCAUUAAUAGAGGAUAAAUCUCUAGAAUUAGAUACUUCUAAUCAGGUUUCAAGAACUUUAACUCAUCCAGAAACUAAAAAAAACUAA